Necator americanus (New World hookworm) is the source of this 345-nucleotide messenger RNA. RefSeq lists its product as uncharacterized. The coding region runs from base 1 to 345 and encodes 114 amino acids. The transcript has 5 exons. The record is from RefSeq and is a predicted model, not a curated record. NCBI's taxonomy places the organism in Eukaryota, Metazoa, Nematoda, Chromadorea, Rhabditida, Ancylostomatidae.
AUGUGCAGUGUCGAACAGUUGCUCACUGGGAUUGUUGAGUCAAAACGACAUGAACCACGGACAGUUACGCAAGGGGUUGUGCUCGAAGCGGCGCGGUGGGGCGUAGCGGGUCCCACCUCGAUUUCAACCGCUGUCUCCACCGCACCGCUUCGAGUGCAGCCGCUUGUGCAACUGUCCGUGCUUCAUGUCGUUUUGACUCGACUAUAUGAAACAUAUGAGUGGGGUACGAAGCACCACUCACUCGAUGAUGGGACGAAGUACACUUUCAGACUAAUGAGCUCAAAAUCGGCACACUUGGAAAAGCUGUUGAGUCAGCUUUCGAAGGCCUCGUCUCGGAGGAAGUAA